CACAUUAUUUUUAGUUACUUUCAGUAAUUACCACCCCCACCCCCCGAGAACGGCAUUUUAGUGAGCGAGCCCCCAUCGGCUCUCUCUACCAGCGGCUAACUGCUCCCCCUCCGCUAUCGCUGCGUCCGCCUGCGUUUUAACGCUCUCGGAUAAUCCCGGGAGCUGAAGGAGGGGCGUCCGCGGGAAUCUGCGUGUGACAGCUAUGGAGAAGUUGCUGAAAACGGAAUUGCAAACCUCUCUUCUGAAAGCACUUGGGAGCUCAGGAGGAGGGUGCAUAAGCCAAGCGCAAUGCUAUGAAACCGACCACGGGCGAGUGUUUGUUAAAAUCAACGGCCAACCUCAGGCUAGGACCAUGUUUGAGGGUGAAAUGGCAAGCUUAGAGGCCAUUCAGCAGACAAAUACUCUUCGGGUUCCAAAGCCAAUUAAAGUGAUUGAUCUUCCUGGAGGCGGGGCAGCAUUUGCUAUGGAGUACCUGAAAAUGAAGAGCCUCAGCAAAUAUUCAGCAAAACUUGGAGAGCAAGUAGCAGAACUUCACCUUCAUAACCAAAAACUUGGAGAGAAAUUAAAGAAAGAAGAAAGCACAGUUGGAAAGGGAGCAGGUUUGAAUGAACAUCAUUAUGUGGAUAAGUUUGGAUUCCAUAUAGUCACCUGCUGUGGCUAUAUACCUCAGGUGAAUGAAUGGCAAAGUGACUGGCCCACUUUCUUUAUACGCCAUCGACUCCAAGCCCAAAUGGAUUUGAUUGAGAGAGAUUAUGGCGACAGAGAGGCAAGAGAACUGUGGUCUCGACUAAAGCCGAAGAUUCCAGAGAUGUUUUGUGACUUGGAAAUUGUCCCUGCCCUCAUUCAUGGGGACCUGUGGGCAGGAAACGUAGCUGAAGAUGAUUCUGGCCCAAUUCUCUUUGACCCUGCUUGUUUCUAUGGCCACUCAGAAUUUGAACUUGCCAUUGCUUUGAUGUUCGGUGGCUUCAGCAGCUCUUUCUUCUCUGCUUAUCACAGCAAAAUCCCCAAAGCUCCAGGCUUUGAGAAGCGCAACAAGCUUUACCAGUUAUUUAACUAUAUUAACCACUGGAAUCAUUUUGGAACAGGCUAUCGAGGAUCUACUAUUAAUGUAAUGCGGAGACUUAUAAAAUAAUUCUCAAAUAGGCCUUGGAAAUGGUUAUCAUGCACACUGAGUUCCCCUGCUUGAAAUCAGAAUACCUGUUUCAGAGAAUGUGGGAGGGCGACCUGGAAGUUAUAAAAGGCAAGUGUUAAGAUAGCAUUUGUACAUGGUUGAUUCCUCACAAAAUGCUUGGUCUUGUAAUUUCUGUAUUCUAUAAUUUUAACCAGCAUAUUAAUAACUGCUUUAAUAAGGAAGAAAAACCAAUGUACAAUUUGUUAUUUGAGAGAAUUAAUUCUGUAACAGAUUUUUAGCCAGUAUAAGCACUGUCCACUAGCUAGCCAAAUGCUUUAUUAUGGUUCUGUUGCAGCAAUCUAGUCUCAUUAUUGAAUCUUAGUGUUCAGCCAGUCCUGUUUUGGGAUUUCAAGAGCAACACGAUAAUUCCAGAAGAUUCAGAGGCUAAAUCCACUGUCCACAAACUAGAGCCCCUUUGAACAUGUGAGACUGCUUGCAUGAAUGCAGUCUGGGGUUCCUGACUUUCCCCCCUCACUAACGGCAGCUCCUUGCACUGCGUCACAAACUGAUUUUAAACGUCUUACCAUUUCAGAAGUAGCCUGUCAGAGACAGCUGGCUCCCCAGUGCUGUUUUAUGUAUACAGUUCACCCUGUAGACUUUGGAAUUAAAACCAUAAGGAAGCACCUGAGAGACCAACAAGAUUUUCAGGGUAUAAGCUUUCAAAAGCCAAAGCUCCCCUCUUCAGAUACCAUCUUGAAAGAUUAUACUCCGAAAAUCUUGUUGGUCUCUAAGGUGCUACUGAACUCAAAUCCUGUUCUACUGCAGACCAACACAGCUACUGCCUAGCUGAAAUCAUGAUAUACAGUCUGAAACUAAUUUAUUUUGAAAUGAACUUCAAUAGGCAGUAUAAAGCUAAAUAUGGCGAUUGUAAAAUCUUCAUUUUCAUUUGAAACGAAACACGCAUAUAUCAAAGCUUUCUCUUGUCUGUAUCUGACCGAGCUUGCAUAGUGGCUUGUAAUAGCUUGGCAAGUGUGGAAUAAGCAGAAGGGCGUAAUAGCCUUUCCAUUCAAUUCCAUUCCUCUUCAAGAGAACCACUUAACUUGGAGGAAAGCUCCUCUGACUGGACAAAGACAUCUGAUUUUGCUGAGUGAAGUGCCAGGAUACAGGGCAUACAGAUAUGAAGCAAUAUUCAUUCUUUAACUGAAUUUUAUAUAUCCUUCCUUCGCCAAAUUGAAAUGCCCAAAUACUUUGAACUGAGCAGAAGGCAAAACUCCUGCAGUCUGAGCCCAGGCACCUGGCUUUUUAGAAAUUAAGACUGCCCCGUUGCUUUUGAGAGACAGUAAAACCUGCUUGAAACCUUUGAAAACUUUUAACAUGUGCUUGUGUUCCCAUAUAACUGCUAAGCCUUAUUACAAUAUUCUGUACCUGUUAGUAAUGAGAAAGAGAAUGGCAAAUUUAUAGUCUGAGACUUGCUAUGGGAACACAUGGUCUCCCAACAGUUGUACCAACAUAUCAUUCCCAUGAAAAUAAGUAAUUGAGGGUACACUGCAACAGUAUUACGAGCAUCAAAGGCAGAUAUUUCAGUGCAAAAAAAUUUUCGGCUGGGUUAUGUGGCAUUAUUAUCAAAGCUAAUAAGGGUCUCUUUGUUUAUUGAGUGGUGUAGGUAAUGCUAGUCACACACCUUUGUUAAUUAUGUGGUUCUUCCCCAAGUCUUCAUGUCAGGGAAAGCAUAAAUACAGUCCUAUUCAUGUUAGUUACUGUCUCUUCUGGCUAAGUAGCAUCUCUUGGAAAUGCAACAAAUACAUUAGAGACAUUUAUUGUACCUGAUCUCCAGCUAUGGUUUCCCACAAUUCUUCUUGUUCAGUCAUUCGGGCAUUCUUGGUUUUUUUACAAACACUUGCAUUUAUUCUAAAAUUCCAGGGCUUUUUUCUGGUAAAAGAGGUGGUGGAACUCAGUGGGUUGCCCUCAGCGAAAAUGGUCACAUGGCUGGUGGCCCUGCCCCCUGAUCUCCAGACAGAGGGGAGUUUAGCUGGCGUGGAAGGUAAUCUAAACUCCCCUCUGUCU
Eublepharis macularius is the source of this 3175-nucleotide messenger RNA. RefSeq names its product fructosamine 3 kinase (gene FN3K). The coding region runs from base 203 to 1132 and encodes 309 amino acids. The record is from RefSeq and is a predicted model, not a curated record. Gene Ontology annotation, biological process: fructosamine metabolic process. Lineage: Eukaryota; Metazoa; Chordata; Lepidosauria; Squamata; Eublepharidae. The transcript is spliced from 6 exons.